Molecule: messenger RNA, 1387 nt
Organism: Macadamia integrifolia
Lineage: Eukaryota; Viridiplantae; Streptophyta; Magnoliopsida; Proteales; Proteaceae
Product: lon protease 2-like
Exons: 1
Coding region: 361-1242 (293 amino acids)
Source: RefSeq, a predicted model, not a curated record
CUCUCUCUCUCUCUCUCUCUCUCUCUCUCUCUUCUCAACUAGGAUAUCCUUGCGUUUCUCCCUCUCUCCUAUUCCACGGUUCCACCCACACCUCUCGCCAUAUCCACAACAUCCCUUCCUCCACCUUCAAAUCUACGCUAUCCACCAGAUUUUGUAGAGAUUUGUAGAGAGAGAGAGAGAGAAGAAAAGGGUAGAGAGCCUAUCAUCACUGCUGUACUAUUACAUUUGCGUAUGGAGAAAACGAAGAGGUACAGAUCUUCCAGUAUCUAUGCUGCUUAUCACUGUUCUUCUUCAUAGUUCAGAAGCUGUCUGAAAGAAGCCCUCAAAGCCUUCGACGAGACGACGGAAAGGAUUACAUUAAUGGCACUCCCUCAGCUGUUACCCUCUUCAUCCUCUACCCUCACUUACAAACCCUACUUACACCCAUCUCCUACUUCCUCCUUAAACCCUGAUUCAUCCAAGAAUCCCAAUCGUCUCUACAAAACCAUAGCUUCUUCUCCUUCUCGUACUCGUAAUCAUCGUCUUCGCCGUAGACCGAGUCUCCAUUGCUCCGCUUCUUCCUUCUCCGAGAAGCACCACACCGGAUCCCCCAAAUCCGAUGACCUCGUGGAACUACCUCUCUUCCCUCUUCCUUUGGUCCUCUUCCCCGGUGCCAUCCUCCCCUUGCAGAUCUUCGAAUUCCGGUACCGCAUGAUGAUGCACACCCUCCUCCAGACCGAUCUCCGAUUCGGUGUCAUCUACUGCGACACCGCCACAGGCACCGCAGACGUCGGCUGCGUUGGGGAGGUUGUGAAGCACGAACGCCUUGUCGAUGACCGAUUCUUCCUCAUCUGUAAGGGCCAGGAGCGAUUCCGUGUCUCGAGUAUCGUCCGCACCAAACCUUACUUGGUUGCCAAGGUCAACUGGCUGGAGGAUAGACCCUCGGCGGACGGGGAUAACGAUCUUAACACCUUAGCGAAUGAGGUGGAGACCUACAUGAAAGAUGUUAUCCGCUUGUCUAAUAGAUUGAAUGGUAAGCCGGAGACUGAAACUCAGGAUUUGAGGCGAAAUUUGUUUCCGACGCCGUUUUCCUUCUUCGUGGGGGGUACUUUCGAAGGAGCUCCCAGAGAACAACAAGCUUUAUUGGAGCUCGAGGAUACGGUGAUGAGAUUGAAGAGAGAAAAGGAGACAUUGAGGAAUACCCUGAACUAUUUGACUGCUGCCUCCGCCGUCAAAGAUGUCUUCCCAUCAUCUUCUGCGUGAGCACUGAGGUGAGGGAAAAUAGAAAACUUUGUAUCUAAUGCACAGCAACAACUACUUUUCACUGUAAGGAUGAUUUAAUCGUAAAGAUUGUAAAUUUUGAAGCUUAUUUUGGUUUUCCUCCAAUCAAUUCCUUGUCCUUGUUUAA